Molecule: messenger RNA, 4598 nt
Organism: Rhincodon typus (whale shark)
Lineage: Eukaryota; Metazoa; Chordata; Chondrichthyes; Orectolobiformes; Rhincodontidae
Product: transmembrane protein 229B-like
Exons: 4
Coding region: 343-921 (192 amino acids)
Source: RefSeq, a predicted model, not a curated record
CGCGGGGCGUCCGCGGCCCCGUGGUGGGGGUGGAGCUUUGACGCUGUGUUUACGCUCCUUUCCGCCGGUCUGAAGGAGCGAGGAGCGGGCGGCGGCGGAGGGCCCGGGAGCCGCUUGGCGGACACAGGCCGUCACAGACACCGGCCGCGCCGCUCGCUCCCGAUCAGCCUGACGCGAGUGCGCUCCCGCUCUGUGUCGCACACCCCCGCCGCCGCUCUCCCCUGGUUUGGGAGCAUCGCUGGAGGUGGGCCAGAGCCUCAAUGAAGCAUGAAAAAGAACACAAAGAAGAGCUGCGCAACUAUAAUGUCAAGUUAACGAACACAUUCUCAGUCAGUGGCCACAAUGGAGUUGAAUCUUGAUCGCAAAAGGAAAAAGGUCUGUGUGCCGUUUCAGGAUGGCAGGAGGAUGAUGGGGGCUGUCGAGCCCCUCAGUGCCCUCUCUCGCUGGUACCUUUAUGCCAUCCAUGGCUAUUUCUGUGAGGUGAUGUUCACAGCUGCCUGGGAGUUUGUGGUCAAUUUCAACUGGAAAUUCCCAGGGGUCACCAGUGUUUGGGCCCUUUUCAUCUACGGCACCUCGAUCAUGGUGGUGGAGCGGAUGUACCUGUACCUCAAGGACCGAUGUCCAAGUGUGGUGAGGUGCAUCAUCUACACCCUCUGGACCUACGUCUGGGAGUUCUCGACUGGACUUAUUCUGCGUCAGUUCAAUGCCUGCCCCUGGGACUACUCACAGUUUGAUUAUGACUUCAUGGGGUUGGUGACAUUGGAGUAUGCAGUGCCCUGGUUCUGUGCUUCUUUCAUUGUGGAAAAGCUGGUGAUCAGGAACACCCUGCGUUUGCGUUUUGAUGAGAAUGGGGAGCCUUGCACUCCAACCAUCACUCCUCCAACACUGUGGGGCCACUUGAAGCUGAGGAAGGUUGAAUAAAUCACUCUGUUUCAUUUCUCCAUUCAAUGGCAGCUGGAGUUCAGGAAUCAUCUUGUUUACAUUUCCAGACUUGGGAACAAACAACAACGGGACCUCAAGCCAGUUCACAAAACGGUUUAUUUCUGUGCUACUCCCUUUUCGGGAACGGAGAAGCCCAUUUCCAAUGCGUUCUGACUCUAGCACAGCGCAGUCUGGUUAAAGUGUUACUGCUACACUGUGGUGUCCUCACUCCCAGUGCACGCACAUCCACCAACAAGUAUUUGAUCCUCACCAACAGUGGCUCUGCCUGGGGUGGGAUGAUUUAGUAUUUAUAAUAACUUCUUUCCAUUUAUGAAACAUGAAACCAACCCAACCAGAGAAAGCUCCUGCAUGUUACGCUGUUUUUAUGCUACUUGACUUGUUGCUGUUGCAAAAGGGUGUGGGAAAUAACCAAGUGUGUUUGUGAACAAGUCACACUCGGUGUACUUGUCCACAAGCACACUUUCAAUACUGUUUCACCUGUUUACCAAAAGAAUGGGUCCAUGAUCAGAUACACCCUCAUUGUUCAAAAGGGUGUAAAGUGAACGGUUUGCUAGUCAGAGUUGAGAUCUGUCCACAGGGUGGGCGGCUGCAUGCACAUGUGUGUGUGUCUCUCUACAUGUUUGGAGCCCGAACAUCUGACACAUCUGCACGUGCCCGAAUAUUUUCCAAGGGCUGUUCUCAGAUCCAGGUCUGACUUGUGCAUCUCUGCUCUGUGUCAUUAUAAUAAAAAGCAUCCUGUUGAGGAAAUCACUGCCACUUUCCGUUUUCAGGAUUUACCCACCCUGUUCUGAAAGAUCAAUUCUCCCUGGAGUGCAUCUUCCACACAAGGGGAGAUUAAGAGGUAACGUCACUGGACUAGGAGUCCAGAACUUCAGGCUAAUGUUCAUGGUAGAUGGUGAAAGUCUGGGUUGAAAGGCGAGCCAGUGGUGACCAUGUAACCAAUGUCGAUUGCUGUAAAGUUACAUCAAGUUCACUAAUGUCUUUUUAGGGGAGAAAAUUUGCCAUCCUUCUCUGAUCUGGCCUACAUGUGAAUCCAGGCCCACAGCAACGUGGUUAACUUUUUUUUACUGCUCUCUGAAUGGCCUUGCAAACCACCCAGUUGCAGGACAUUUAGGGAUGGGUAACAAAUGCUGGCUUAGCCAUCCACAGCUGAAACAAAGAUGCAGAUGCUCCCUUCGGUGAGUGGGAUAGGUGAUAAAAGGUGCAUAUGGAAUGUUUUACACCAUGGAAUAAUUUUUAUUUUUUCACGGGAUGUGGAGAUCACUGGUGAGGUCAGCAUUUGUUGCUCAUCCCCAGUUGCCUUUGAACUUGCUAGCUAAGCCAUUUCAAAUAGCGGUUGAGCUCUUUAGAGGGUUGGUACAAACUUGAUGGGCGAAAUCGCCUGUAUCUGCCCCACCCUAAUUUCCACAUUGGCCUACAGACCAUGGGAAGUGGAUCAACAUCUCCCUUGCAGUCUUCAAGCCUUUAAACAUUCUGAUUAAAGUAGGCUGCACAUUGUAUCACACCCACGCACAAAUCUUUUAUUAACUUAUCCUUAUCGUUAUACAAUCAACCUUCCUGUCACUUCAUUUCCUUGCCCCAUCUGUAAGUUGUACAGUUUUUCAAGUUCACCUCUCCCUCUCCUCCAUUCUGCCUAGCUGAUGAGCUCCCUUCAGUUUGAAUGGGAGACAUUGAGCUUUGAUUAGCAGCAGCCUCCUCACCCCUUCAAGGAUCACUUCCCCAACAGUAACACGGGGCAAGAAUAUUAAAUAGACCCCAUGGACCAGCUGAUGGAGAAUGGAGAGCACCACCUCUGUAAAAAAAAAAAGACAAAGAGGUCUUCAGUCAAGACACCAUGGACCCCUUCAGUUGGGUGUUAUUCCAUAAAGAUGGAUUCACAUCAUUGAUGGAUGGGCAUCACUCUGAACAACAUUUGGGACUUGUUACUGUGGAGGGAGUCACUCUCGGGCUGUUCACUGGGUCAUGAGGUUUGUCACUCUCUGGGCAUGUCUGUGUUGUUCUGGAGGGACGGGACGGGGUGAGGGGUUUUAAAGAGGAAAUUGUCACUCCACAGGUGCCACUUUUGCAUUGAUGCACAGAAGGAGAGAGAAAAUAGAUACAAAUACAGGAACAAGCUAUGAAAUGGUGGAAACGGCUAGCAGUUCAGCCAAUCUCUACGAUGCAAGGAACAAAACAUAACAUUCCACAUUCCCACCUUGCCAGUCUCGAUCCCUAUAUCUUGGCCCCCAAUCCAUUCAGUUGCAAGCUGUUUCCAUUCUGUCUCUGUGCUAGACAGUCAUUCAAAAGGUUGGGUCGUGUUGGGAAUCUAGCAGCUGGAUAGUUGGUCAGCUCAGUCACAACGUUCACAUUAAGAGUGAGUUCUUCAGUCAAUGCCACCAUUAGGCUCUGGGUAAGAAGCAGCAGGAGCUCCCAGGUUCUGCAGUGGUUACGUCGGUGGUGGGCCGUUAAGGUAGGACAGUGUGAAAUGAAACGGUAGAAAGGUAUUUCUCCGGUGCCAGUUACACUCCUGGAUCACAAUGGGAAAAAUGAGAAGGACAGCAGCCAUCAGCACAAGUACCAGUGACAGAAUGAUGGCCACAACGACAGGGGCACUGCAAGGCAAUCUUCUCUCCAUGGAAUGAGGGGACGGAAGGUGCAGCCUGAAAAUCACAACACACUGAGCAUUAUCCUGGGCAGGAGAGAUUUCCAGACUAAUCGAUAUUACAAUUAAUACUGAACAUGUGCCAGUUUGUACCCACUCAAAACACUCGGAAUGGCAGAGCUAGAGCCCCGAGAACCUACUGGCGUACAUGUGAGUCUCUGGCUUCAGUUUCUUCAUUGUCUUUCCACUUGGUAGCAAGCCUGGGCCAACUAUUUGGUUGAUAGUUGACAGUGAGAAUGGCUCUGAAGGUGGCAUGGAGGAUAUAAAAGGUGCUGUAGGGGUUGGUGAGCAUUCACCUGCUCCUCUGCCCAUCCACGCCAAACAUCCAUGCUUCUAGGGUCGCUGGGCACUGACUCUAAUCUACAGCUGCCCACCAGAGCGGACCUUGACCAUUCUCCAAUGUCGUGUAAGCCUGGGUUAAAAGUCUGUAAGGGUCAAUGGAAGACCACUUCAUUACAUGGCAAGGGAACCAGUUCUCUAACAUCUUCCAUCAGUGGCCACUGGGAAAACUCCAGUUCCAACUUGUGGCAUUCCCAGGCUCAUCACUCACACCCUCUCUCUGCCCCAUGAAGUCUAGUGAGGCGCUGGAUAAUACAGGAAAUCAAGGUUUAUGUGCCCGCUCCCGGAUUGGAGCUACACCUAAAGGAGAGCUGUUCCUAGUAUUACCCUGAAAACCCCCAUGAAGAUCCUAAGGAAUCUCAAGGCCACAUUUAUUUAUCAUUGGGAGCCUUUACUGUUUCUUAUUGACUGAUUGAUUGUAAUAAUGUGAAAGGCUACAGGGGAGCAGGACUAAAUGAACAAAUCUUUGAAACAGUGUGCACAGACAUGUAUUGGGCUGAAUGGCAUUCUAUGCUGUAAAAUGUAAAUAUCUGUACUUACAGCCUGCCAACUCCUGCAGCUACUUCCAGUGUGGUGGUUCCUCUCUUGCUAAGCUUCUGUUUGGACUGUUGGCAAAAAUUAAACAGUGGCAGAGCUUCAAGCAAAUUCCAUUAAACCAACAGUUACCUUAACCUCA